AUGGAACAGACCAGAGACGACAAGUUUCCCCGCACUUUGGACCAUCUGAAGAUCAUCGUCCAAACUCAAAUCAUCAAAGACCCGUUGACUGACUACCAGACCGGGCCGGACCGAGUGAUCCACAAUGGAGUCUACGUCUCCGGACCCGUCCCCGCCGCUACGGAUCCUGUCCCUCGGUUAGAACAACCACAUCCGGCUAUUUUCUGGUCACUAACGCAUCCAGAUGGCGGCGGUAUCCGGGGUAUUUCCAGCCUUCUGAUUCUCGAGCACUUGAUGGAGGAGAUGCGCAAAGCGCAAGGUCUUGAGCACGUGCCACGACCAUGUGAAUGCUUCGACUUCAUCGGCGGAACGAGCACGGGAGGGUAUCGCCACUCAAUCAUUGCCAUCAUGCUGGGAAGGCUCCGCAUGACUGUCAACGAGUGCAUCCGAGAGUACCGGGAAGUUGCCCAGAAGGCGUUCACUCCGAAACGAACGACAAUCUUCCCGGCCUCGCCGAAGGGUGCCUUCUCCGCCACGGCGCUCGAGGAGGCGGUCAAGAACACAAGCAGAAAGUUCUGUACAGCGGCGGACUGUGCCGGCCAGCGGCAACAAGGCAUCGCAACAGAUAGGGCUUGUCCCCAUAGAGACUUGGAGCUCCGCGAUCCGGGAUGCACCAAAACAUUUCUCAAAUACGUGAUGGGAGACUCACCAUGUCCAAGCGCCGUCCUUGCCAUCACCAAGGACAAUGUUGAUGCUCCGCCGACGUUGCUUACAACCUACGAUACGUCGGAGGGCUUUCGCGGUUGCUCAAUCUGGGAAGUGGCCCGAGCAACGUCCGCGGCGACGACCUUCUUUAAACCCAUUCGAGUGGGCCGGGACGAGAUCGAGUUCGUGGAUGCUGGUUUUGGAUAUAACAAUCCAUGCGAAAUCCUUGUCAACGAAGCGCAAAAACAGUUCCCAUCACACACUCGGCUUCAAGUGCUUAGUAUUGGUACCGGGCUCGGAGACGUCGUCAGUAUCGGUAAAACGAGGAUGGACAUUGUCCGCGCGCUGAAGAGCAUGGCGACCAGCUCGAAGAAAGUGGCAGCAAGAAUGGACCAGCAGUAUGGUGACAGCCAUCAGUACUUCAGAUUCAACGUCGACAAGGGGCUGGAGGAUGUGACGUUGUCGGACUGGGAGAAGUCGAGCACGAUCUCUGCACAUACCAGGAACUACAUUGAUGAAAAUCGGAGGGCGAUUGCACACUUUGUAGACCAUUUUACCAGUCGCAUCGUUGCACAGCCUAGACCAGUUCUGGCCGAACUCGGUGGACGGCCUGUCACAGAGACGAGUACUUAG
Messenger RNA from Colletotrichum spaethianum, 1317 nucleotides. Its product is annotated as calcium-independent phospholipase A2-gamma. The transcript has 3 exons. Gene Ontology annotation, biological process: arachidonate metabolic process. Gene Ontology annotation, cellular component: membrane. Bases 1 to 1317 code for a protein of 438 amino acids. The record is from RefSeq and is a predicted model, not a curated record. Lineage: Eukaryota; Fungi; Ascomycota; Sordariomycetes; Glomerellales; Glomerellaceae.